Molecule: messenger RNA, 1120 nt
Organism: Laetiporus sulphureus 93-53
Lineage: Eukaryota; Fungi; Basidiomycota; Agaricomycetes; Polyporales; Laetiporaceae
Product: WLM-domain-containing protein
Exons: 3
Coding region: 66-1061 (331 amino acids)
Molecular function (GO): proteasome binding; protein binding
Source: RefSeq, a predicted model, not a curated record
UACGUGUCCGUGUGCACAGCCGCAUUCAUCUUUUACACCAUACCACCACAUACCCAUCGUACAUCAUGUCUUCUAGCGAUACUUCACCUAUAGAGAUUACCGUGACACAUCGGGGCGUUGCACACCGCCUCUCACUUCUGCCGGAUGAUACUAUGACUGUCCUACAAGCUCGUCUUGAAGAACUCACAUCAGUACCCCCUUCCCUUCAGAAGCUGCUUUACAAGGGAAAGAAAGCCAACAUUAAGGACGAUGUUACCCUCACGCAGGCCGGUCUGAAGAACGGGAUGAAAGUGCAGAUGCUCGGGACCACUUCGGAGGAGUUGGGCAGCCUGCGGGCUGUGGAAGACGAGCGUGCAAGGAAAGAGCGCAUCAUGCGAGAAAGAGCUAAGAAAGCACCCGUAAAGGUCCGCUCCACCGGCUCGUCAUCCUCAUCAGCCUUAAACUACAGAUUCCACCGCAUAGAACCCCUCGCGCAUCUCCCGGAGCCACCCACUGCUACCGCCUUCCUCACGCGCCUCGCAAAUGACCCUGCCAUCCUACACGUCAUGCAGAAGCAUCAGUUCUCCGUGGGCGUCCUGACCGAGCUCGCGCCACAUGAGCAGCCUGGCUUGCUCGGCCUCAACGUAAAUGCUGGACAGGCGAUCAAGUUGAGGAUACGCACGGAUCGCUACGACGGAUUCCGGCUCUACAAGGACGUGCGGAGGGUGCUCUGCCACGAACUCACGCACAACGUGUGGGGAGAUCAUGAUAAUAACUUCAAGGAGAUGAACUCGAUGCUGAACCGAGAAGUAGUCGAAUUCGAGCGCUCGAUGGCAGAAGGCACGCAUCGCUUCAUCGAAGGUGGCGUAUAUCAGCCCUCUUCCGAGCUCGAGCUUGAGGCGGAAACGUAUUUACUGUCAGAGGGCCCUCAGGUGCUAGGAGGGUCUGUGUCUGGAGGGGUGGCGGACGAGUCUCGGGAGGAGAGACGGAGACGGAUGUUAGAAGCAACAAUGAACAGGCUACGCAAACAGGAGGAAGAACUGGAGCACCAGUGUGGGACUGCAGGUCAGUCCAGGACGUGAUUAUAAUGUAUGCAGUAUGUUUCGUAAUAGUGUUUGUUGGAAUGAAGAGGCUUCAUUGC